GCUGCAUUAACCUAUAGUUUAUUUGAUAGUUUAUUAAGUGCUAGAUGUGUUGGGGAAUUUAACACCUAACAUUUUAAUUAUAUUCUGCUGAAAUUAACGAAAUGACUCGAAAAAAUAAUCGUUCAUUUCGCUGAAUGAGAUUCAAAGAUCCGAGUCAGUAAAAUGAUCGGAACUUCCCAUCACUAAUGUUUUCAAUGUUUAAUACACAUUAAAAUAAACAUUAAGGCGUCUACACACGGUUUUCUGAUUCUAUCCAAUCAGCGCUCACUGCUUCCGUCCAAUCAGCGCUCACUGCUUCCGUCCAAUCAGCGCUCGGUUCUUCCAUCCACUCAGCGCUCCUCGGGAUCACCUGAUUUGUGUGCAGCCAUUUUGUCCGGAGCUCUUCUUCACAAACCGGAAUAAAGCGAAGGCGAGCGGAGGAACGCUGUUGGAGGGGGCUGAUAGAACACACUCUCCGCCGGAAUUUCUCCACCUAUUGAUCCAGGACGGGGAAAAAACCCACUUUUACCCCCCGUGGCGGUCCUACAGCUGGACUAGUGGACUUCCUUUCACAGAUCCAGGUUGGACGUUAGAUUUGAUCAGCUGUCCGAGAGCUAAUGUUCGAUCCUUCAGGUUCCAACUCAACACACUUUCGUUUCUGAUCUCCGGGUUAGUUUAGUUGCACGUUAUGUGUCAGUCAUGCCAGCGAAGUGUUUGAACAGGACAUAACAUAACAACAUAGCAUCGCAGCUAGCGACGGAGGAACUAGCCAGAGCAUUUUUAACAGAGUUUCAGACCGAGGGGAAGCUGCACAACUAACCUGUUAACUAGCUCAACUAACUAGUUCCAUUUGUGCCUGCCAUUGUUAUAGCGAACUAAUAACUCGGUAGUUAAAGGUCUCUUUGCAUUCCUUUGCUAGCUCAGCAAAUGCUCGCAGGUAAAUGCUGAGUGUUUUUAUUAACAUAUUAUUUCGACUAGAAGGACAGACUUGUUUAACCAGUUUUGGUCUUUUCUUGGGGUACGUGGCGUUUUUCUCUGUAUCUCUUUUCUGACCUGGCUGAUCGGAUAGCUAGCUAUGUCAUUUUGCAACCUUCCUAUAUGCUCAGAUUUCAGCAUUAGGUCCUGUACUCGGUUUGAACGCUGUUAUGGUUAUAUUAGCUAACAUCAGCUCAGUCAAUCAACUCAUCCAGGCGUAACACUGACACUUGGAAUCUUAUUUGUACUAGAUAGGUAGCUAGAUUCUUUUUAUAUAACCAAAUACACGAUCAAGGGUGACUGGGUUAGUAUUUAGUUGGAUAAUUUUGUGAGUUGUGUUUUUUUGUUGUUGUUGUUGUUGUUGUUGUUUUUUUUUUUUUUAAUAUACACAAGCAGUCACUUUACUGACUCGAGGUUUUGUGAAAUCUGCUCAUAUUAGUGAGCUGUUAAGCUGUCUUGGUUUUGGAGGGAUUUUUUUUUGGAGAGACGGAGAGAAACUCGUCCAACUGAUCAGUAGUCAGUGUUGAGGAGAAACAUGUCAGGACAGAGCAUCACAGACCGCAUCGCAGCGGCGCAGCACAGCAUGACCGGCUCCAGCAUCAACAAAGCCGUGUGUAAGGCCACGACCCAUGAAGUGAGCGGCCCCAAGAAGAAACACCUGGACUACCUGAUCCACUGCACCAAUGAGAUGAACGUGAACGUGCCCCAGCUGGCUGACACCCUGUUCGAGCGGACGGCCAGCACCAGCUGGGUGGUGGUUUUCAAAGCUCUCAUUACCACACACCACCUAAUGAUGUACGGCAAUGAGCGUUUCAUUCAGUACCUGGCCUCGAGAAACACUCUCUUCAACCUGAACAAUUUCCUGGAUAAAGGUGCGUUGCAAGGCUAUGACAUGUCCACCUUUAUCAGGCGCUACAGUCGCUAUCUGAAUGAGAAGGCUCUGUCCUACCGGCUCGUAGCUGUCGACUUCACCAAGAUGAAAAGAGGUAUUGAUGGAGUGAUGCGCACCAUGAAUACAGAGAAGCUGAUCAAAACUCUGCCCAUUAUUCAGAACCAGCUGGACGCUCUGCUCGACUUUCAGGCCAAUCCUAACGAGCUCACCAAUGGUGUGAUUAACACUGCCUUCAUGCUACUUUUUAAAGACUCCAUUCGUCUGUUUGCCGCCUACAAUGAGGGGGUCAUCAACCUGCUGGAAAAAUAUUUUGAUAUGAAGAAGAACCAGUGCAAAGACGCUUUGGACAUCUACAAAAAGUUCCUGUACAGGAUGACCAAGCUGUCAGAGUUUCUCAAAGUAGCAGAGCAAGUUGGGAUUGAUCAUGGUGACAUCCCAGAUCUCACUCAGGCUCCCAGCAGUCUGCUGGAGGCUUUGGAGCAGCACCUGGCCUCUCUGGAGGGCAAGAAGACUAAAGAGUUCUCUGCAGACAGCAGAGCCAUCACUCUGUCCAGCGCCGUGUCGUCCCUCUCAAACACAGGCAUGUCCUUCACUCGCGUGGAUGAGAAGGAGAAACAGCAGGCCCUAGAGGAGGAACAGGCCAGACUGCAGGCUCUCAAGGUGGGCUACAGCAUUCCUGACCAGCGCCUGAAAGAGAUUAGCAUACAUACUCCCUCUGCAUCUCCUGCUACUCAGUCUGCAAGCAGUGCCAACAACCACAGUGCGGCAGUGGAUCUGUUCACCAACCACAGCACCGCCCCUGUCACCAACAGCGUACCAAACCUCACCAGCGACCUGUUUGACCUCCAGCCAGCGUUCAUCCCUGCCGCACAGAGCACUCCAUCCAUAUCCACAGCCAGCAGUGCCUGGGGAGGUCUAGAGAGCGGAGCUCCCCCGCAGGCUGCUCGUAUUUCCACCAUGAAUGUAGAUUUUGACGCAGUGUUUGGGAUUCAAGGUGCCAGUAGCGAUGUGAAGCCAGCAGCUGGGUUCGAAUCUCUAGGAGACCUGUUGAAGCCCACUUUACCAGCUCACAAUCAGGCUCCCAUGAUGCCCCCACACACAGGAAGCAAGCUGCUGGCCAAUGACCUCGACUCCUCCUUGGCGAACCUCGUGGGCAAUCUGCAGUUUAGUGGAUCUUCAGUCAAAAAACCGGACAUGCAGUGGACACAGAGUGGGGAGAAGAAGAUGACCGGUGGCACUAACUGGCAGUCCAAAACCAUGAGCAGCACGACUGCCUGGAGUCCUGCCCCCAUGCCACCUGCUCCCAUGCCUGUGCCCCACAUGCAGGCUCCGGCCCCCAUGGCCUUCCCCAUGACCACACCUCAAGUGCCUGUGUAUGGAAUGGUCCCUCCUCAGAUGGGUCAGAUGGGAGGGGUUCCAGUGAUUACGCCACAGCCCAUGAUGUACCAGCCUGUCAUCAGGUCCACCAACCCAUUUGCUCCAGUUCCUGGAGCUCAGAUGCAGUUUAUGUAGUAGCGUUGUGUAGCGGUGUGGCAAACAGGACGACCGAAUGAACCACAGAGCAAGAGAGAAGAGACUGAUACACCACCCACCAUCACGUUCAGGGAGCUGGAGGAGGACUGAUGAAGCAUAUGACAAGAGAGCGAGAGAGAGAAAUGCAGAAGGGAGGAGUACAGGAGAAGCAGGAACAUUAUUUUUUGCCAAGACUCUUAACAUUGCUAUCUGACAUGGCUUUCUCUCUCUCUCUCACACACACACACACACACACACACACACCCCACAACAGGGUAUCAGAUCAGCCUGUGAUGUUUUUUUUCUCUGUUUUGUUUUUGGGUUCUUUUUUAAAAAUGAUUGUUGGCUUGUCUGUGUUUUAUACAUCAUUGGUUCAUUUGAUCAUGUCCUGAGGAUCGUGUUUUGGCAAAUCAUUUGUUUCUAAAUCAGGUUUCAUGUCCGGAGUGACGACAUUGCUUUGCUAUGUUCCUAAGAUGGCCCUGAGCACUGUGUUUGGGUUCGAGCUGGGUGUGGAGGCACGGGCAGGACGCUGUUCUCCACCCAGGCUAGUCCUGUCUGGUUAGUCCCGCUCUCACCACAUUAAACACGUCACUGCUUUUCUUCAAUGAAUCAUUGUCGAGCUCUUUGAUUUCAGUUCCGUUGUGACGCGAGCCAAACGAGUCUAAAACCUCCGGUAAAUUGUGAUGUUUGGCAUUUCCCAGCACUUUAACUUCAGCGGGUCUCUGCAGGUUUGGAUGCGUUUUCACUUAUUCAGAAACCAAAUUCUUUUGACAUCUCGUUAGUGAACGUUUCGGGUCAACCUUAAACCGUCCUGCGAUCCGUCCGUCCUGUGCGUCGGAAGACGGGCGCAUUGGAAAGCCGUACUGGCGCUCCCACACUCAGGCUCUUGAUUUUUUUGUUGCGUUUCAUUCCUCUUGCCUGUUCAAGAAAAGUCUAGUUCCUCUUCUUGAUCCUCUGCCCCUCUAGACUAAAUAUCUCUGUAUUGUAGUCUAACUAGCGCUAACCCACCCCUUGCGAAUGAGAGAUUAUGGAGGCCGGUCCUGUUAGACCUCUUCUAUCUAAGCACUUACAUAUAUGACCUGUCCGAUCAUUUGUAGUUUUAUAUAUGCCUGUAAACAGGGUCUUAGCUUCAUGCUAAUACUGAUAUUCGACAAGACAUAUAAUGCUCUUUUAAAUGUUGAUUGAUUGAUGUUUGUUUUAAGAAACAGGGCUCUAAAGUUUGAUAUCAGUAUUUGAGUAAUUUAGAAUAUUUUUUUAAAAAAAUACACUUGUUUUAGCCAAGAGUAAUAAUUUUUUUUUUUUUUUAACUGUUCACAUGGUGAACUUUAGACCUUUUCUACUGUGUGUGUGUGUGUGUGUGUGUGUGUGUGUAUA
This is a messenger RNA of Ictalurus furcatus (blue catfish), 4732 nucleotides long. Its product is annotated as phosphatidylinositol-binding clathrin assembly protein. Gene Ontology annotation, cellular component: clathrin-coated pit; synaptic vesicle; clathrin-coated vesicle. Bases 1490 to 3358 code for a protein of 622 amino acids. Lineage: Eukaryota; Metazoa; Chordata; Actinopteri; Siluriformes; Ictaluridae. The transcript has 19 exons. Gene Ontology annotation, molecular function: clathrin heavy chain binding; 1-phosphatidylinositol binding; phosphatidylinositol-4,5-bisphosphate binding. The record is from RefSeq and is a predicted model, not a curated record. Gene Ontology annotation, biological process: clathrin-dependent endocytosis; clathrin coat assembly; synaptic vesicle budding from presynaptic endocytic zone membrane.